CACUCUGGUUAACUACCUUUAAAUGUUAAGAGUUAUCUUGCGUUUUGUUUUGAUCCGUGUUGUCACGUACCAUGGCGACAAAGCACUAUUUAACGGCAGAUUUCUUUACUGAAACCGCACCGAAAUACCGAGAUCCGCCGACAGCAUACAAUAUGAAGUCCACGGUCGCAAUUGCGUUCACGAUUCUACUCGUGUGUUGCCUUCAAAUUAAAGAAUGUACAACGGCUCCUAAUGCAACAUCCUCUGCUACAACAGGAAACGACACAAUAGCCACAACUCCAAAAACGACUAGCCUAGACAACGGUUCGGCUCGAACAUCAACCGCACCGCUGACAUUCAUUGCCAUCACUGGAGUCGUUGCUGCAAGAUUAUUUGCAAAGUAGUGGCAGCACGUCAUGAUGUAUUGUGUGUCGCUUUUUAGUUAGGUUUCAUAUAAGCGAUCUACUAAAAUGAGACUGCAAAUACAUGCAUUGACAGUGUGUGCAUUCGAUGUUAAGAUAUAUCUCUUAAAUGGAUCCGACACAUACAGUAUCAUUUGACAUGGUAUGACAAAAGCGAACGUUUUUUGAGUGUUGAAUGUGUGCAUGGGUCUGAUGUAUUUAUUUGAAUGUAAAUAAACCCGAAUGUACCAUGUUUUGUGUGCCUUUGUUCAAUCAGAAUUUUGUUAAUAUUUUGUUAAUAAAAGUAACAAUAACAA
Dreissena polymorpha is the source of this 697-nucleotide messenger RNA. RefSeq lists its product as uncharacterized. The transcript is spliced from 4 exons. Bases 72 to 383 code for a protein of 103 amino acids. The record is from RefSeq and is a predicted model, not a curated record. Lineage: Eukaryota; Metazoa; Mollusca; Bivalvia; Myida; Dreissenidae.